Molecule: messenger RNA, 4387 nt
Organism: Python bivittatus (Burmese python)
Lineage: Eukaryota; Metazoa; Chordata; Lepidosauria; Squamata; Pythonidae
Source: RefSeq, a predicted model, not a curated record
CGGAGGGUGCCCCCCAUGCUUGCCUCCGGAGAUGGUCUCUGUAACUUUGUACGGGCCCAUGGAAAACCGCAACCAGGAGAAAGGUCUCACUUGUUCUCCUGGACCUUUUCUCUUUUCCAGGAGCUGAUCUUCUAUCCCAAAGACAGUAUCUCUACAGAGCUCUUUGAGGCACUGGGCCAAAUUGUGUGCCACAGGGCCUUUUCGGUGGCUGCCAUCCAGAACGCCAGCCAAGCUGCUGCAGCUGUGUAUCAGUGGAUCUGUUCUGUCUACUGGUAUCACUGGGCUCUGCGGGAGUGGCAACCUGCCCUACUGCAGCUACAGAGCUGCGACGAUCAGAUCAACACAGAGAAGAUAAACCUGGGGGAUCGACGCCUUCACUCCGAGUACCUGAGAGACACCACCCAGGCCCGGAUUAGGGAGCUGAAGCAGAAGCAGGAGCAUCAGGAAAAGCUGCUGCAGCAGCUCACCCAGUCCUUACAGGCCAAAGAGGAAGCCAGCACUGUGGAGAGCUCGGUCGCGGAGCACAUGGCCAACUGGACGGCCCUCGCCAAGGAUCUGGAAUACCACCAAAGCACGGUGCACGGUGAUGCCCUUCUCUGCUCAGCCGUCAUCUCCUACUUGGGUCCCUUCUCCCCACCGCGACGAAAAGAGCUUCUGGAGAAGUGGCAGGCUGUGUGUGACGGGUCCCAGGUUUUCCUGAGCCCUGAUGACGUUAGUUGGCUGCUGCAGAAAGAAUUGCCCUGCCCAGGCCCAGCCUCCUCGGGUCCCCCGCUGCUUGCUGUACAGAAGCCACUGAGACUAGUGUCUCUGCUCAGCUCAACUCAACAGCAGCGCCUCUGGGAUCGGGUCCACAAGCCAAAGGAUGCUGAGAGCCGGCUCACUGCCAUGAUCAUACACUCCAGCGUUCACCUUCCGGCCUGCCGGUGGCCUCUGUUGGUGGACCCUGACAAGCAGGCGCUGAUCUGGUUGCUCAUGACUCUGGCUAUGGAAGAGGAGGAAUCUCAGGCCCAAGUCCUGUCUGAUCUUGUACCAGAUAUGGUGGAGCAAGGUGGCUGUGAGGAGAUACCUGAAGACAAGCUUGAAAUCCUGUCACUGACCAACCCUGACCUCGAGCAGAGUCUCAGGAAUGCUGUUAAUCUCGGCAACCCGGUGCUGCUGAUGGACUUUGAAAAGAACAUCUCCUGGUGUCCAACCCUGCAGCGGUUGAUGGAGAAGGAAUCCUUUCGGGGAGCAGAGAGCAAAACCCUCUUCCCUGCCUCUGAGAAAGGAGCAAAGGAGUCGGUGUGCACACCCGUGCCGCCCUCUUUUUCACUGUACCUGUGCACUGAGCUGCCUCUUACAGCUUUGGCUGCAGAGGUGGACCACUCGCUUUUGAAGAAGCUGAACGUCGUGGACCUCAGCCUCAGCCAGGGAGCCCUGGAAGACCUGCUGCUGAACGAAGUGCUGCGAGCGGAGCGCCGGGAGAUCCUGAAGAACCGGCAGGCGCUGUACCUAGGGGUCCUGCAGCUGGAAGGCAAGCUGGAGGCUACCGAGGAGGAGCUGGUGGACCUGAUUUCACAGCCCCAGCGUUCGCUUUUGGAGGAGGAGAACUUCAUGCCGAUGGUGCAGCUCCUGCAGACCCAGAUCCAAGCGUUACGUGCCACUCACAAGCACAUGGCCGCCCAGCACCAGGAUCAGGCUGCCCUGUGCGACAAGUACCGGCAGGUGGCCCGCCUUGGCGUGGGACUGCACGAGGCGCUCCAGCAGGUAGCCCGCCUCCACCCGCUCUAUCGCUUCCCCACAGAGUUCUGCAUCAGCCGCGUGCGACAGGCUUUGAUUUCGGCCAAGCGCCAGGAGACCAGCAAGCAGGAGUCCCUGGAGGCCCGGCUCCUGGAGCUCAGCAGGAUGGUCCUUUGGCAGCUGCUCACCCAAGCCCUGCCCUGCCUGCGGGAGGCGGAUCGCCUGCUCUAUUUCUUCCUGGGCGCAGCGGCCACACUGCGAGUGGCAGGAGACAUCAGCCCGCUGGAGUGGCUAGCUUUCUGCCAGGGCUUGCAGAGCCCGGCUGCCAGGGCCCUCCUCCUGUCCCUGGAGCCCGGCGUGGCGCGCCCCGGCUGGGUGAGCGCAGAGGCCUGGGAGGAGUGCGCCUUGCUGGAGAGCCUUCCUGGCUUCCGGGGCCUGCUGGCCUCUUUGGCUGAGAAGGCCGUGCAAUGGCAGGAGUACUUUGGCUUGCCCUCCACGGUGGUCGGGCCGGCUUUGUGUCCCAGCCACGCGCACCUCAGCCCUUUCCAGCGUGCUAUUCUUUGGCGCAUUUUGUGCCCCGGGGCCAUGAGCCAAGUGAUUUCCGACCUCACCGCCUGCUUGCUGGGCUGGGCCUUCACCGAAAAGAUGGUGGCUGUCAGUCCCUACUCCUUCAGCCGCGCCAACAGGCCAGUCAUCUUUGUCACGGCCCCGGCCGGAUCGCACGGUUCCUUCACGCAUCCUCUUCUCUGGAUCCAGCAGAUGGCAGCCCAGCGGGGCCGGGUGGGAAGAGUGGUCGUCAUCUCCUUCGGCACCCCAGACGCCUCCAGGCGUGUCCAGAGAACGCUGCCCUUCUGCACCAAGAAGGGGAAGUGGCUGGUCCUGAACAACUGUCAGCUGCUGAGCCAGUGGGACCCCGAGGUGCUGCUGCAGUUGAACCUGGUGCUGCACACCCCGGCAGGACACACCAAAGAGGGGCCCCUUGAGAUCCACCCCAAGUUCCGGCUCUGGCUCAUCACGACAGCUGAUGCCCCCGACUCUGUGCCAGGGCCCGUGCACCGGAACGCCACCACCCUCUUCUGCGAGAAGCCGUUGGAGCUGAAGGGCAUCCUAGCCCACACCCAUCAGUGGCUGCAGGGACAGGUCCAGAACCUGGACACGGAGAAGCGGCUCUCGCUGCUGGUCCUCUACGGGGUCCUGCUAUACCGGCAGAACUACGCCCCGUGGACCCAGGCUGCCUUCUACUUCUGGAGUCACGGGGAAGUCCUGGCGAGUCUCAAGGCUCUUGAGAAGCUGGGUCAGCUGGCAGACAGCUGUGAGGAAGCGCAGCAGCAGCUGGCAGGAACCAUCCUCUACGGAGGGCAUGUUCUGGAUGAAGGAGAUGCGCAGGUGGUAAAGACUUUGUGCCGGCAGUGCUUGGCCUCGGCUUCCCGCCAAGCGCCUGGCCCCGGCCUUCAGAGCCUUCUAGCUGCGGUCCUCGGCCCUCAAAGCCCCGGUAAGAGGAAGCCAACGCAGAGCAUCCCGGGCAGCAGCAGACGUGGCCCAAGGCUCGGCCCUGAUGUCGCGCCUUCCCCCCCCCAAGGGCUCUUGGAAGAUGAGGCCUCCAUGGCCACCCAGGCCCGGAUCCAGCAGCUGCCGAGCCCCAUGGGGCCCGCCUGGGUCGGCCUGUGCAGUAGCCUGCAGCCCAAAAUGUUGGCCCUCCGCAGCCAAGCCUUGCUGUCAGCCCUGAAGGGGUCCCAGGGCCUUUGGACCUGCCGGCCCUCCCAAACCCCCCAGCUCCAAACAGCGCUGGAGCAGCUGGUGAAGCAAGGGCUGCUGGCAGUGCAGGAGCUGCAGGAGAAGCUGGCGCAAAGCGGCAGGGAGGCGGGAGCGCGUGGACAUGCCCCCCAGGGACAGCACCGCCCCAAGCACCGCCCCCUACAGCGCUUUCUCCUGGAGGAGGCGGGUGGCUUCCAGGCUCUGCUGAAGCAGGUGGGCAGGGACCUGACGUGCACCCAAGAGCGCCUGCAGGGGGCGCCCUGCUCCUCCCCCCGCUGCAUUGCUAUCCUGCAGGACCUGGGGCAAGAGCAGCUGCCCCGCCACUGGCUGCCCUCCCCCCCCACCGGCCCCGAGCCCCUGCAGGAGUGGCUCAACACGCUUCAGCGGCGUUGCGAGCUGCUGUGCGGCUACCUUGAGUCUAUUGGGGGGCCGCCAGUGGUGUGCUAUCAGUUGGCAGCCUUCCAGCACCCACAGCGCCUCUUCCUCGCCCUGCUGCAAGAGAAGGCCCGGGCUGAGAAGCAAGGGGUGGACAGCUACCAACUGGACCAGCAGGUGCUGGCCAGUGCGCUGCCCCCUGGCAGUGCCCCUGAGAAGGGCCUUUACCUGGGUGGCCUAGAGCUCUACCAUGCUACGUGGAAUGCCAACAGCUGCCAACUCCAAGAGACCCUCUCGGCACAACCCUGUCAGCUGCCUCCAGUUUGGGUGCAAGCCAGCCGGGAGCCCUGGACUACGGCUUCUGUCCUUCCCAAGUAUCACUGCCCUGUGUACUUAGGGACCCCCCAGGCGCUCCUGGACCUCCGCAGUCAACGGGUCGUCAUGCACCUGGCUCUUCCUUCCAAGAUGCCUCCUGAUCUGUGUGCCCAGCAGCGGGUUCACGCCAUCAGCAUUCUGCGGUGAGAUGCCACCACAAGGA